Messenger RNA from Brassicogethes aeneus, 777 nucleotides. The record is from the annotation of a GenBank genome assembly. NCBI's taxonomy places the organism in Eukaryota, Metazoa, Arthropoda, Insecta, Coleoptera, Nitidulidae.
AUGGCGUCGUUUAAAACGAGCGUUCCUCAAGAAAGGCAAUACGAACAAGGACAUUGGACUUUUAGUGUUUGCGGUCAAAUUUAUCAUUACACCGAAGCGAUACCGUUAAAUCAAGAAAGACGUCAACCAAUUAUGAAUCAAUACUAUUUUGUGGACGCCGACGAGGCGAUCGAUCGAAGAGCAAAUUUUUUAGCAGAUCGCUUGGUAUCUAGAGAAAUAAUCGAACGAAUUGAACUGAUGUUACGAGACGUGAAUCCGUUUGUACGUUCGUAUCAAACAAUGAGAGAAGUUAUUGAUGAACGAAGGGCGCAGGGACAGGACAUCGACGACAUGAUAGUGGCUUUCGUCGAUAAUAACCGUCGAGAUUUAAGACAAUACAAUUUGCCGGAAAGUAGAAGCGAUAUAGCAGCCGUAUUUGUUGGCGAUGAACCACCUUUUAAUGUCGAUUUAAAAAUUUAUCCUAAAAAUGUGAAUGCCGACAGAGAAUUAAAAAAUUUAAAUAGAAUGUCAGAUCCGAUGGUGUAUCCGAUUUUGUUUUCUAAAGGCGAAUACGGUUAUGAUACGGCGCUGCAUUAUAGAACAAGACGGAAUAAAACCGUAACUAUAAGAGAAUUUUAUCGGUAUCGGAUGCAAUUAAGACGAAAUCAAUUUUCCAUUCUUCAUCACGCCGAUAAGUUGUUUCAGCAAUAUUUGGUAGAUGCGUGGUGCCGUGCCGAGGCGAACAUCUUAUGGUGGUACCGAAAUAAUCAACAACAAUUGAGAGUUGCUGGAAAAUAA